AUGAUGGGGCGAGUAUCAGAAUUCUAUGCAGUUAGUGCUUUGGCUCUCGCUUUCUCCGGAGUCGCCUUUGCCCAAUAUCAAACAUUCACUCCCCCAGGGCAGAAUGGGAUCUCAUACACCGUCAACAUUCCUCAACGGACUGCUACGUCUGGGUCGGGGCCAAUCUUCAUCCAAAUGAAAUCUACGGUCGGUCUGCAAUGGUUUGCACUAGGUCAAGGAACCCAGAUGCAAGGGUCACAUAUCUUUGUUGUUUACGGCUCCGGGAAUAAUGUUACAGUGUCGCCGAGGCUUGGAGGACCACAUGUCGAACCUUUGUACUACUCGCAGGCUCGGUUUUCCGUCCUAAAUGGUAGUGGGAUUAGCAAUGGAGUUAUCACUGCAAACAUCAGAUGCGAUAGCUGCAUCACUUGGCCUGGUGGGCAAGCGGACGUGACGAGCUCUUCUAGUCCCUGGAUAUGGGCAGUGAAGUCCGGAGAUUUACUCCAGUCAGAAAGUGUUUCGGCCACCAUCCAACAACAUGACAUUGCCGGCCUUGCGACAUUGAAUCUUAAACAAGCGACGGGCAGUGAUUCUGAAAAUCCCUUUUUGACUCUCCUAAAUCCCUCUAAUUCGAGUUCCUCGACAGCUGUGACGACUUCUGGCUCUCAAUCUGUUGAUAGAAAACGGACUGCACAUGCUGUUAUAAUGAUUAUUGCAAUGGUCGUUUUGUUCCCUUCAUUCGCGAUCGCGCUUCACUUGGUUUCAUCCUCCUGGAUUGUCGUUCUUCAUGCUUGGUCGCAAGUGCUUACUCUCGCGUUGACUACUGCUGGUGCUGGAAUUGGAAUCUCGCUAGCCACCACUCUUCAGUUAACAACGUCGUACCAUUCAAUUAUUGGUAUUAUCGUUGUAUCAUCCUUAAUCCUUUUCCAACCUGCCAUGGGUCUCCUGCAGCACCGUUAUUUCCGCAGCACUGGAAAGAAGAGCAUAUUUGCUUAUUUGCAUCGCUGGUUUGGCCGUUCUAUGCUAACACUUGGUAUUAUAAAUGCGGGACUGGGCUUUCGGGUUACUGGUAUUGGGAGUUCCAUCGCACCGGUCGGGGCAGUGAUUGCAUAUGGUGUGGUUGCAGGCAUUGUCUGGCUAGUCGUCAGCUCGCCGGGUUAUAAAAUGCUGCGCGACCACCGCUCAGGUAGGCCGGUAGCCUUUGUACAGAAGCUCUUUUCCACUCCAUCGAUAACUUUGGAAGAGAUAUUACCCUCUAAGGUAGACAUCAAAAUGUAUAUUCCAUCCAUUGCCGCCGCUACCAUUGCAGCUCUGAGCCUCGCAUCUCCGGUUCUGUCAAACCAGAGCUUUGUCAACACUGGGACUCUUAGCGGCUGGUCAACCCAAAACAUCGAACACAAUGGCAGCAUUGAACAAGUCACCAACGUAGUCUACAAUGGCACAUCGGCUCUCAAAUUCACUCAGGUCUACGACUCGAACUACCACCAACGCUAUCACUCCGAAAAAAUUGAGACGCAAGUGUACAAACUCGGAGACCAAGGGUUCUACGGCUUUGCAUUCAGAUUACAGGAAAACUGGCAAGCUUCCCCGGCUCAAUCUUACAAUAUUGCACAGUUCAUCGCGGAUUUCACAGACACUGGUUGUGAUGAUUGGAUGCCGUCAAGUAUGGUGUGGGUUAUUGGGGACCAGCUUGCAACGAGGGUCAAGUAUGGCAGUAUCUGUAAUCAGCAGAUUCAGGAAUGGAAGGGCCUGAAAACAGUGACACCUGGAGAAUGGCACACAAUCGUUAUCCAGGCAAACUGGCAAAGCGAUAGUACUGGCUUCUAUAAAAUGUGGUACGAUGGUGAGAAAGUGGUCAACGAACUCAACCUAGCCACCAUGAUAGAUGACGCACGCCCCUUUGAUUUUCAUAUCGGCAUCUAUGCAAACGGGUGGCAUGACCAAAAGAAGAAUCUCGGAACCCAGAACACGCGGGAAAUCUGGAUUGAUAGUGUUGGCAUUGGCAGCACAUUUGCGGACGCCGACCCAACGAAGAUUGAGGGUUGA
Messenger RNA from Talaromyces stipitatus ATCC 10500, 2025 nucleotides. RefSeq lists its product as uncharacterized. The transcript has 2 exons. Bases 1 to 2025 code for a protein of 674 amino acids. The record is from RefSeq and is a predicted model, not a curated record. Lineage: Eukaryota; Fungi; Ascomycota; Eurotiomycetes; Eurotiales; Trichocomaceae.